AUGGAUCCAGCGGUCAGUGGCAAGUCCAGUGUUACACCGGCCCCCUACGGCCAGGCAUGUACGAACUGUUCUCGAGCCAAGUAUCGAUGCAUCUACCGUUCCGACAGACGUGAGUGUGAAAGAUGCCACCGGCUCGAGAAGGAAUGUGUGCCAUCUGUCUCGCGGAGACUGGCGGGCAGGCGCUCGACGGGUCCUCGGACCGUCGACUUGGAGGAGAAGAUACAGGAUCUCAUGGCCCUUCUCCGGAAUCAGGCAGCGGGCGACGUUGAUUCUCAUGUUGAUCCGCCUGCCGCAUCCAUCGUCACCCCGGCGCCGAGCGAUGAGCUCCAUAGCAACCGAACGGUCGGUGAUUACGGCUCGGGUACCGGUAGCGGCAAGUCUUUUACUCCGGAGACAGCCGGCCCUGUCCACUCGGAGCCCGUGGCCCAAGGGGAUGGUGUCUAUCGUGCGAUAUUGCAAGCCGAGCGGGAGCCGUCUCUGCUCCUAUCCGCCUUUGAAAUCCGGCCUCACCAGGCAGAGGACUGUCUGGCCUAUUUCCAGACACACAUGCUCAACUCGUUCCCCUUCAUGUACCUACGCCCCGACAUAACUACCAGGCAGCUUCGCGAGUGGUACCCCUUCUUAUGGUUCAACAUUAUGGCUGUCACUGCCAAGCAGCGUGUGACGGACCAGGAGUCCUCCAUGACUGACAGCAUCAAACGUUUUGUGGCGCAGAAGACGGUGGUAGACAACGAGGCUAGUCUGGACUUGCUUUUGGGCCUGUUGGUAUUUAUGAACUGGUUCCAUUACCACCACAAAGGCAGGUCGUAUAUAAUUAUCAUGGUCGCUCUGGCAUCGUCACUCAUCAGCGACAUGGGGUUGAAUAAGGCUUCCCACGCAACGACCCAGGUCACCACUCCUUGCAACAACGAUCGACAAGUUCCACCCCAAGAUGCCAAAACUGCGGCAGGGCGACGAGCCGUGCUAGCACAUUUCCUCCUAGUCUCCCAAAUCUCUUAUGCUCAGAAGAAGAUCGACCCACCGGAGUGGACCUCUUAUCUAGACGAGUGUCUUCAAACAGUCACGCUGUAUCCCGAAUGGUCAGGGGACGAGCAGCUUGCAGCUCAACUUAAGGUACAAUUGCUGGUGGACCAGAUAAGUCGAGGUCCAUGGAAGAAUCAGGAGUAUCAACCCUCCAUAUCCUACACCAGUACACUCCAGGCGCAGUUGGAGAGGAUAAAGACCCAGCUCCCUCGAAGUCUCGGUCAAAAUGUCAACAUGACCUGUCAGCUUCUUUACACCGAGCUUGUUAUCCAGGACGCCAUAUUAACCAAGCAAGCAAUCUCACCACAUUUCCCAAACUACCAGCGCCAGCAGCUGGUCGAGACGCACCUUACAACCAUUAUGCGCUGCUUCGACUCAUUUUUUGCUAUACCUUCUGAUCAGUUUCCAGGUGUGAGCUUCAUUCGCUGGUGCCAGAUGGCACAUGACCUGAUACUUCUGCACCGCCUGUACGUGCUUGACGAGCCCUCCUGGGACCGCGCGGCGGCGCGCGAACGUGUCGACCUGUUCAAUCUGUGUGACCGUCUAGUGCGGCUUUUGGGAGAGACCGCGGCGAGCUGCGGGAGCACGCCGGGCGGGGACGACAACAUAUUCAUAAGAUUCUCACGGAUGAUCUGGUCCAUGUGCAGUACUUGGUGGGCAGAGUUGCAGUCCACAGAACGGAUACAGCAGACUGGUAGUAACCAACGGCAGCUCCAAGGCCCGUGGUCGGGCCCAAAUAUGGAUACUGACUUUGGUGUCAUGAGUGGUGCUACGAAUGGAGGGUACUCGGCCGUGGCACACCCUUUCACUCCGCGGGCUGAUGAUGCGUGGUUGGAUGAGAUUUUCAAUAUGGAGUAA
This is a messenger RNA of Anthostomella pinea, 1881 nucleotides long. NCBI's taxonomy places the organism in Eukaryota, Fungi, Ascomycota, Sordariomycetes, Xylariales, Xylariaceae. The record is from the annotation of a GenBank genome assembly.